This is a messenger RNA of Maylandia zebra (zebra mbuna), 4808 nucleotides long. RefSeq names its product solute carrier family 45 member 4. Gene Ontology annotation, molecular function: sucrose:proton symporter activity. Gene Ontology annotation, cellular component: membrane. The record is from RefSeq and is a predicted model, not a curated record. Gene Ontology annotation, biological process: transmembrane transport. NCBI's taxonomy places the organism in Eukaryota, Metazoa, Chordata, Actinopteri, Cichliformes, Cichlidae.
CCAGUUAGCUUGCAAAGGUUUUGCAAACCUAAAGAAGUGAGAGGGUUUUUUUUCUUAUUAUUAUUUUUUUUUUGUGCUAACACGUCAUAGAAGUUUUCCACAACGCGGAACUGGCUGAGCUUUACCACAGCGCUGUAAAAUCUCAGGAAAAACUGUGGCACAAAGACAUAUAUACUGAUCUAUAACAGCCACAACAAAUGGUUCCCCUGAAGUCAAACCAGACUGAAAUGGAGAUGGCAGCUGAGGGUGGAGAUGCUUCUCGUCUUCCAGAGAUCAGAAGACCCAAAGAAGAAGAAGCAUAUGACAGUGAGAGUGAGACAGACAUGGACGAGGAAGGCAGAGGAGUACGAAUCCCUCUGCAUCGCUGGGUAAUGCACGGGACAGUGAUGUUUGGACGUGAGUUUUGCUAUGCCAUGGAAACCGCUCUGGUAACACCAGUUCUGCUGCAAAUAGGUCUUCCUGAAAAGUAUUACAGUUUAACCUGGUUUCUCAGUCCUAUCCUGGGUCUCCUCUUCACACCUCUGAUUGGCACAGCCAGUGACCGCUGUAGCCUGCGAUGGGGCAGGAGAAGACCGUUCAUUCUGGGUCUUUGUGUAGGUGUACUGCUGGGAGUGGCACUGUUUUUAAAUGGUUCAUUAAUAGGCCUUUCCGUCGGCGACACUCCCAAUAAGCAUACUAUCGGCAUCGUUCUUACUGUGCUGGGCGUGGUGGUGCUGGACUUCUGCGCUGAUGCCUCAGAGGGACCAAUCAGAGCUUAUCUGCUGGAUGUUGCAGACACAGAUGAGCAAGAUAUUGCGCUGAACAUUCAUGCAUUCUCUGCUGGGCUUGGUGGAGCAAUAGGAUACAUGCUUGGAGGUCUAGACUGGACUGGCACAGCUCUGGGCCAAGCAUUUCAAUCACAGGAGCAGGUUCUCUUCAUGUUUGCAGCCAUCGUCUUUAUUAUCUCUGUCACACUGCACAUGUUCAGUAUCCCUGAGCAGCCCUUCAGUCCAUCAAACCAGGUUAAAGACACAGAAAAUGGGGAUUCUACUGGCCAGGUAUCUUUGAAGCCAGCUGGCCGCACACUGGAUGUAAUUACAGAAGAGGAUGCUUCUGCUCGAGCUCGAUCCAGAGACGACCCUGAAUCAGAUCCUAAGGAAGUGGAAAUUGACUUUCUUGCUGUGGAGCCAGUAAGGAGUAAAAGUGAUUCAGUCUUAGCCAUGCCAGAUGCUACAAUUGAGUUAGAUGCAGACCUUGACCCAGACACACAAAAUUUCUUGCCAGAGACACACUUUCAACCUGAAAUGCAAGAAGAGCUUGAAGAUGUUUUCAAACUAUCAGAUUCCAGUGCUGAAGCCCCACCUUCUUUCGGACCACAACCCCCUCCUGAUGGGAUGGCCGACGUGACGCCUAUAAGUUCAGUUUUAUCUGAACUUAAAGAUUCAGCAAAUGGUCAUCCGUCCUUCCAGCAGACCAACUGGGGCUCAGAGGAUUCCCAGUUGAAACUGCAGGCCAAACCUGCCAAUGGUUCUGAGUUCCCCAGUGUUAUGAAAACCCAUGGCACCAAGCCGGGAAACCAUACAUCCAGUACACGGCCAGGCAGACCCACCUACUACAGACAACCCUCAUUUACCUUUUCAUAUUAUGGUCGAGUUGGAGCACAACGGCAUCGAAUGCGACACACAGGACAUUUCACCCCUCGGCCAAUCACCACGUCCCAAAGUUUGAAUGAUUUAAGCAUCAUCCAGCGGCAUACAGACAGACGACGGUUGCAGCUUUCAGCCAGCAGUGUGUCAUCUGAGGGCUCAAGCAGUGAGGGAGGAACAGACAAGGGUGGGAGUGUACGGCUGCUGUGGUUGUCCAUGUUGAAGAUGCCCAGUCAGCUCUGGAGAUUAUGUGUGUGUCACCUGCUCACAUGGUUCUCCAUUAUAGCUGAAGCUGUGUUUUAUACAGAUUUCAUGGGGCAGGUUAUUUUCCAAGGAGACCCCAAGGCACCAGCCAAUUCCACAGAGCUACAAAAUUAUCACAAAGGAGUACAGAUGGGCUGCUGGGGACUGGUGGUUUAUGCUGCUACUGCUGCUGUCUGCUCUGCCAUCCUUCAGAAGUAUCUGGAUCAUUUUGAUCUCAGCAUUAGGGUCAUCUACAUUCUUGGGACUCUGGGAUUCUCAGUAGGUACUGCAGUCAUGGCAAUCAUCCCUAAUGUUUAUGUUGCGAUGGUGAUGAUCAGUACCAUGGGCAUCAUCUCCAUGAGUAUCUCCUACUGUCCCUAUGCAUUACUUGGCCAGUACCAUGAAAUAAAAGAGUACAUUAACCACAGCCCAGAAAACACUCGAAGAGGUUUUGGGAUUGAUUGCGCUAUUUUAACCUGCCAGGUUUACAUCAGCCAGAUUUUGGUUGCAUCAGCACUUGGAUCUGUGGUAGAGGCAGUUGGCAGUGUGCGUGUCAUUCCCAUUGUGGCCUCUGGAGGUUCUUUCCUUGGCUUUCUUGCAGCUUGUUUCCUUCUCAUUUAUCCUGAUUUGGAGCCCAGCAGCUCAGAGCAGGACGAGGAUUCGGUGGGUUUUCCUGGAGUAGAAGACCAGAAUGCAGAAAAUACCAGUGAGCAGACACAGGCUCUGCUGAAACUCACAAACACAGAUACAGAAACGGAGAGUUUGAAUAAGAUGGAAAACCACUCUUCUACCUGAGCAUGACCAUACAAAGACUUGCUUAGGAUUAUGCUCAUCAAGCAGAAAUCACAGGAUGUGAGGUUUUUACCAAAUGCAUCUACCUGAUUUACAGAUUUUACAUUCUGGACCUUUCUGAAGGAAAGAUCAGAAAAAGAAAAAAAAGACAUGGCGGAAAGUUAGGUCCAUAUUAAGAUAUCAAGGUGGAGCUGAGCUGGAACAAUUAUUUGCUUUGUGUACUAACAGAAAUAAGUAUUUCAGUUUUGAUAUGUUUCAUUUGUCGUACUACCUCAGCUCUAAUGCAAAUAAAUUUCCAGCUGCUUAGAUUUAAAGAAGCCAUUAGAAUACCAAAAGACAAAUGACAGCUAUCUGUUGUGACUGUUGAAAGUAAAUUAGAUGGUACUACUGAAACAAACUUUAUUGAAAAAUGGAUUUAAGAAGCACACAGGGCACUUUCUGUCUCUCUUCUGAAUGCUGAUGCUGCAGAGUAAAGUAAUGUCUGACACUUUACAUCAUAGAAGCUGUUCUAUAACUGCUUAAUAGACAAUCACGAUGCUGUAAAAAUUAUGUGUAUUCCUGCAUUACCUGCAGGCUAAAUACAGAUGCAGAAAACAUUUUCCAAUUUCUUGCUGAAGUGCCUUGAGAUAUUAAUGUUGCUGGCUUUAAUGCAAUGGGAUUCUGUCAUUUAGACAUAGGUCACUUUAGCUCACUCAGUAUUUUGUCAUGUGUGCAUAAGGUUUGUUGCAUUUGUGAAAACUUUUGUUGUCAGUAUUGUCUCUGGCAGAUAAUUGGAAUUCUCUUUGGGCAUCUGAGAGGUUCCAUAAUGCAUAAUGUGUGUCUGUUGUUGACCACACAGACUUUCAGAGUUGUGGAGACUUUUUUGUGUUUACUUGAACGAAAGCAUUUUUUUUAGUCGCACCAUUGAGAUUUUAUCCUCAGUUUUUCAAUUCUGCAAACGAAAUCUAGGCUGUUUUGAACUUGAGUAAGUUCAUGAAAAUCAGGUUCUGUGGCAGAGUUAAAAAUGUGAAGGAAAGCAGACAAGUGAUCAUUGCUGAAAGAGGUUGUUUAUCUUUAUUUGUUAAAUGUCAGGACUGAGAAUGUUUGUAAAAAAACAUCUCUUUAUGUGUGGAAGGCUAUCCUCUUUGAAGAAUAAAAGAAUAAAAAUCCAGCAGUCACACUGACUUCAAGUGAAAGUGUAACAAAGUGAGUCAGCGCUCUUACCCUGAUGAAGUUAGCUAUUUUAGCCGAAACAUCAACAGCAUAGUUAAUUUUUAGCAGUGACUUACACAACACCUUCUGGUGUAUUUAAUAGUGCAAAAAAUGCCAAUUUCAGUUCUAGGUUCAUUUCUCUCACUUUAUACUGUAUCUGAUUCAAAAGUCAGAUGUUUUUUCCUUUCAGAUUUGGACAGCCAUCGCUUUUAACACCUGCCAGUUUGUCCCAAUUUAGCCCCCAGCUUAUCAAUUCAUGCAGUUACCUCCGUGAACAAGUAACUCCCUGUCACAGUCCCUUUCAUAGAGUGCAUUUCUGCCAGCUCCUUUGUAAUCUCACACUCUUUUGUUAUCCCACGUACAAAGAUGAGAAACUGGGCUGUGUUGCGGACCUAACAGCGCUCAUCCCGAACUGAAGUGAAAAGUUAAAAUUGUCUGGCUAAAGCCUCACAUUUUUCACAGUGUCCUUGAUCUGUCUUGUUACUAUUUGCAUAUUUUCAAAUACUUCUUUUAUCUCAGGGCUAAUUAGCCAGGCAGAGUCCACCAAAUACUCUUUGAUAAACUCCUCAUCUGAGAACAUCCUACUAGUGAUGGGUAGACGAGGCCUCGUGAAGCGUUUCAGCACAUUCCCCAAACUGUAUCGAUACUAUGUCGACACAGUGUUGUUGUUUUGCUCCAUACUGACACCUGCUGGACCUUAAAUAUCAUUGCAGGCAACUUACUUGAGACUCACAACAGACACUGAUUCAAUGACCUACUCAUACUUGUAUACUCUGUAAGGUAUUGUACUUUCCAUGGAAUCAUUUUAUAUCUUUUACAUUUCAAAUAUUGUAGGCAUCUUUAAAAUAUAUUGUGAAUGACAUUAAGUGAAAAUGAAAAUGAAAGUAUUGUGAAUGUAAUAUUACCCAUUUAAAUGUAAUUGACUCAGAGUUUAUUAUAAAUUUCUAUUCAGAAAAA